Pistacia vera is the source of this 2115-nucleotide messenger RNA. RefSeq names its product light-mediated development protein DET1. Bases 252 to 1865 code for a protein of 537 amino acids. The record is from RefSeq and is a predicted model, not a curated record. NCBI's taxonomy places the organism in Eukaryota, Viridiplantae, Streptophyta, Magnoliopsida, Sapindales, Anacardiaceae. The transcript is spliced from 11 exons. Gene Ontology annotation, biological process: protein ubiquitination; carbohydrate metabolic process; positive regulation of proteasomal ubiquitin-dependent protein catabolic process. Gene Ontology annotation, cellular component: nucleus; cullin-RING ubiquitin ligase complex. Gene Ontology annotation, molecular function: ubiquitin protein ligase binding; ubiquitin-like ligase-substrate adaptor activity.
GAGCAUGACUAAAAUUGGAUUUUAAAAUCCCUAGCCCCUUUUUGUUUAGGUUGACACUAUUGAAACUAGAACGAAAAAAGAUCUCUUUUUUUAUUUGCUCAAAGAUGAUUUUGUUUGUUUCAGCUGCAAAUUUCUCUUGUUUUUCUUCAACCCACUGAGCUUUUGUACCAGGAAACCAAUGGCGAAGAACCAAUUCGAAAUUGCAAACUCAAAUUCAAACUCCCAUUGAUUGAAAUUGUGGAUCAGUUCUCAUGUUUCGAAGCAUCAAUGUCGUUUCCAGAAUUUUCGACCGCCAAAUUCACACUCCCUCUCCCGGAACCAGCGUUCAUUGUGCUCGUCGAUUCUAUGAGAAUUUAGUCCCAAGUUUUACCAUUUAUGAUGUGGAAUGCCCCGACCAUUCGUUUCGCAAGUUCACUGAUGAUGGUCAAUACCUUAUAAGUUUUAGCAGGAACCAUCAGGAUUUGAUUGUUUAUAGGCCAACUUGGCUGUCCUUUUCUUGUAAAGAAGAAUGUACCAGUCAGGAUCUUCCUCCUAAAGCGCGGAGGUUUGAGAGUUUCUUCACUCAAUUGUAUUGUGUGACUCUUGCUUCCUGCAAUGAGCUUAUUUGCAAGGACUUCUUUCUUUCGGUGGAGGGUAACCAGUUCGGACUGUUUGCUACCUCUACUGCUCAAAUUCAUGAUGCUCCUGCCACUGGAGAAGCUGUUCAAGGAGUCCCCUUUAUAGAGAAAAUAACAUUUCACCUCUUGAGGUUGGAAGAUGGAGUUGUGAUGGAUGAGAAGGUCUUUCGCAAUGAUUUUAUCAAUUUAGCUCAUAACAUGGGAGUAUGCUUGUAUGAUGAUUUACUUGCAAUUGUGUCCCUUCGGUAUCAAACUAUACAUGUUCUACAAAUCAGGGACUCUGGAAGCCUUGUUGAUGUGCGGGCUAUUGGUUCAUUUUGUCGUGAAGAUGAUGAACUUUUUCUCAAUUCCAAUUCUCAGUAUAUGACUACUUCUGACAGAAGUAGGUUACAUCACCUGCCUGGGAAUAACAUUGAGAAUGGUUCAAAUCAUGACCAGCCCAAUCAAGAUAAUCCCUUUUUGAGUGGCAUCAAACAGCGAUUGCUUUCAUUUAUAUUCCGAGGAAUAUGGAACGAAGAAACAGAUCAAACAACGAGGAUCCAAUGCCUUAAGAAGAAAUUCUACUUCCAUUUUCAAGAUUAUGUUGACUUGAUCAUCUGGAAGGUACAGUUCCUGGACCGACAUCACCUGCUAAUCAAGUUUGGUAGUGUAGAUGCAGGGGUAUCCCGAAAUGCUGAUCACCAUACUGCAUUUUUUGUUGUAUAUAAUAUGGAGACAACUGAGGUCAUUGCAUUUUAUCAGAACUCAGCAGAUGAGCUUUACUUCUUGUUUGAGCAGUUUUGUGAUCAUUUCCACGCAACAACUAGAAAUUCAUUGUAUAUGAACUUCAUAUCAUCUCACUCAAACAACAUUUAUGCUCUUGAGCAACUAAGGUCCAUGAAAAAUAAAGCUGGUAGUUCUCCACAGGUUCAGUUUGUGAAGAAGAUGCUGGCUUCUUUGCCUUUUAGUUGUCAGUCACAGAGUCCUUCCCCCUAUUUCGAUCAAUCUCUCUUUCGCUAUGAUGAGAAGCUGAUUUCUGCAGCUGAUCGGCACAGACAAUCGACAGAUCAUCCCAUUAAAUUCAUUUCCAGAAGGCAACCACAAACCCUCAAAUUUAAGCUUAAGCCAGGUCCUGAAGCCGGUACUAUAGAUAGUCGGACAAAAAGGAUUUCUUCAUUCCUAUUCCAUCCAUUUUUGCCGCUUGCGCUCUCCAUUCAGCAUACUUUGUUCAUGCAGCCAUCAGUUAUGAAUAUUCACUUCCGGAGAUGAGUUUCUUUGUACCUGCCUUUACUCAUUUUCCACUGCAUCUGUACAUUUGAUAUUUUAUUAAUUUUUGUACAUCCAUAAUUAUACUAUUAGCUCUGUGUGUGGGAAGAUCUUGUAACACUCGAAUGAAGAUAGGAAGAAGUCUUUGUAUCUUUGGUUAGGCAUUAGUUUCUUCGUUUCGCCCCAUUUUUUGUCGACUUUAGCAGUAUGUUUUAUGCUUAUCUAUUGGAAAUUUUAUGUUUAUUAGCUUAAA